CGUGCGGCGUUCCCUUUGAGGAUGUGGUGUUGACGCCGUCCGGUUUCAGGCUUUGGCACCGCGAGAUAGGACACUCAUGCCUCUCUUUGUCAGUGAAUGAACUGUCGUCAGCGAGGCGGCCGCGUCCUCACGCCAGGCUGUCGUCUUGAAGAAUUCCUGAACGAGCGGUGACUCUCCUGACGAAGAUGUCGGGGAUAGGUGGGAGGAUGGGAGAACAAGGCGCCUACUGUGUCCUCGUGGUCUUCGUCGCUUGUCUCAACCUCGUCCAGACCGAAAUUACCACAGAACCCACACUCUUAACCACAGACCAGACGAUCACAAUCUCGGACUUCUCAACCACAGAAUUCUCGGACUUCCCAAGCACAAAAGAUUUCGCAAUGACCACAAACUCGGCAGAAACGACUUCGGAAGAAACGACCAUUGAUGUACAAACUACCACCGUCUACCACAGGCCCCUAACUGUGCGGAGUGUGUCGUUAGAUAUAGAAGUCAAAGAGGUGAACUGGAAUGUCACGGUGUCAUGGGCUAAUAGCUCAGAAGAUUCUAAUUACAGCUACAACGUGACCGUAAAGUGCGUAGAUGAAACGGAGAAGAAGGCAAAAUGUGGAUGUCUAAAGUGCGAAGAGUUUCACGAAACAACGGAAAAAGACUACAUAAGUUUCGUACUGAGACCCGCUACGAACUACAGCAUUGAAGUUAUCGAUCUGAACUCGACACACAACGGGAGUGUUUUUUAUCGAACACGUCCAGAAGAAGUGCUUCAUUUCCCAAAUGUGACUCUAUCAACGAAACGAAAAAGCGUGGAUUUUGAGUGGAAAAUCAACUGUCCCUACACAGUGCCUGCUACAUAUUCCAUAUUAUUCAAUGGGACUUCGAUCACGCCGAAAACAGGUAAUUGUUCUCACAAGGUCCACAUCCCCGGGUUGAAACCCUUUACGAAUUAUACAUACUGGCUACAGUGUCUUGGUGAGAAGAAUUGCCCGAUUAAAGACUGCCCAGGAGAAUCCAGUGUCACUCCCGCCAUAAACGUACCCUCUGGUUCCUGUCAGGGUAUAUCGAACGAUUUCAGGACUCUACCUGAUGUGCCAUCCAAGCCCAGGUCCUUAGCUGUACAUGGACCCCCUUUUGACAACCAAAAUAACGAGAGCAGCAUAGCAAAGAUAGUGUGGAAAGUCCCAGAAUUCGCAAAUGGGAUCCUGCAUGAAUACCUGAUUACUAUUGAUUUAGAUGGACAAAAUAUCAUUAACCGUCCUGUAAAAGCUACUGUGGAAAGGGUUUCCUUGCGACCAGAAACAUCCUAUCGCAUCUGUGUGAAGGCGAGGAACAAGGAACCUAAGGAAUAUGGCUUGAAAAAUUGCAAAAACACUACGACCAAUAGCGGCAUUCCCUUCUUUACGGGUCAACCCUGGUACGGUCCCGAUCAUAAAAUCUCCACGAGAUAUUUCAUUCAUAUCAAUUCCUCUGCCUUCGAUGAAAGCAAUGGCAAAAUCAGGAAGCAAGAAGUAUUAUUCGCCAAAGCUGACAGAGAACUGAAAGUAGUCGACGUUAUAUCACAGCCCCUGAAGAACCAUUCCUCGUUCGAAUUCGAAAAUCUAGAGCCCGGGACUAAGUACAAAUUCGCCAUCAGGAUAUCUACCACUGACGGAGCGAAGAUGUCCGAUAUUUACACAUUCCAGACCGAAGAUGCCCCCAUCAGCAGAAUAUUGGUGGCUUUUUUAACGAUAUUUGUGGUCGCACUGGCUGCCGUUGCUGUUAUCGUCAUCUACAAUCGCCGAUUCUCUCAUGUCGCAAUGCAACUCUUCCCGUCCCGCAGCAAAGCAAGCACUUCCAUGGAGCUUCCUCUGGUGGUCACUUACCCCCCAGACGUCGCCACCGAGAGACGGAUCCUGGUCAGCAGCCUCCUCGAUACAGUCACUGAACUCCACAACGAUGGAGGCCAGCAACUUAUCCGGGAGUACAAUGAACUCAAAUCCAUCAGUCCAGCAAAGUCCACAUACCAUGCAAGUCUCGGCAUCAACGAUUAUAAGAACCGUUACAUCAACAUCCUGCCGUUUGACGACAGCCGUGUUAUUCUGAAUGAGUACAGGGGAAUCCCUGGCAGUGAUUAUGUCAAUGCCUCUUACAUCCACGGAUACAGUAAGCCAAAGGAGUUUAUAGCUAGCCAGGGACCCAAAGAGGAACUGAAAGAAGACUUUUGGAGGUUGGUGUGGGAGAAGAACGUCCACGUCAUCGUCAUGGUCACCCAGUGUGUGGAGGCUAACAAGGAUAAGUGUUGCCCGUACUGGCCCUCGGCAUCAAACGUGCAGGGCUGGCGUCUCGGAUUCUCGAAGCUUCACGUUCGAACGGUGCUCGAGGUGAACCAUCAACCAGGCGGAUACAUCACCAGGAAAUUUGAGCUGUCCAAGGGUUCACGCACUCGUGUCAUCCAGCACUUCCACUAUGUUUCGUGGCCUGACAUGGGCUGCCCUCAGACCCCCGAUCAGCUAAUUCAGUUCGUCAAGGUAGUGAGAGCCGCCAUCCCUCGGGAAAGUUCACACACGCUCAUCCACUGCAGCGCUGGGGUGGGUCGGACGGGGACAUUCAUAGCUCUGAGCAACCUCAUGGACGAGAUGGAGGCUGAUGGAAGCGUCGAUGUGUUCCACUGUGUGUACAGAAUGCGCCAUCACAGGACCAACAUGGUGCAGACACAGUCGCAAUAUUCUUUCGUCUACAAAUGCAUCCUGAAGCACUAUCUAGACUCCAUAGGCGAAAGUGACAAAUACUGCUUAGAGGAUUCCGAAUCGGCCAGUCUGAAUACCAACGUAAGCGUGAUUCAGGACAAUCCCUAUUUUAUGAAAGACGAAUACAGAGAGGACGAGGGACUUAUUCCAUUCACCGAUGAUGAGGAAGAGGACGACGACGAGAAGGAGAAGGAGAAGAAGAAGGGAGGAGGCAAAGACAAAGCCAAAGUUCACGAAAACGAACAACACGAGGAGGAAAAAGCUGCACUUAUCGAGGAAAAACAUGAUGAUAACGUGAAAGCAAAUGGCAUGAUAAAGAAUGAGGAAAACAGUGAGUGUGAAUGGGAGGAUAUUAAUAUAGAGGAAAAUGAAAAGAAUGGGGGGAAAGAAGGCGAAAAUAAAGUCUUACAAUUGAACGGAAAUUAGAAUUCUGAAAUUCUGAUUAAUUAUAGUGCGGUUAGAGAGACAGUUUUCGUUUGAAGUUAAGAAACUACUUCUUGAUUCAUGCUUCACCUCUCUGAUUCACAGAAAUUUGUAAUAUAAAAAAAAGUAUUGAUAUGUGACUUACAGAAAUUUGUAAUAUAAAAAAGUAUUGAUAUGUGACUUACAGAAAUUUGUAAUAUAAAAAAAGUAUUGAUAUGUGACUUAAAGAAAUUUGUAAUAUAAAAAAAGUAUUGAUAUUUGACUUACAGAAAUUUGUAAUAUAAGAGAAAAAGUAUUGAUGUGUGAUUUACAGAAAUUUGUAUAAAAAAAGGAUACAGUUCCAUGAACAAUUUAGAACUUUUUCAUUCUGUGGCCCCCGACCAAUAUGUAAUAUAAUCUCAAUCGCCCGGUUUAGGGACUGUCAACUUUUCAGAAUCAUUUAUUACUUCUUAUGAAUAGUGUGAUGGUGUCAAUUACUACAGGAAAGCCCAUUUUAUGGAAAUAUUCUGAUUAACUGAUAUGGAGAGGUGAUUUAUAGUUAUGGAUUUUAGCAGGUAAUCCAUAAAUGUAAAUACUGUUAAUAUUUAUAUAUGUUAGUCAAUGUAUAAACAUUAAGAAUGUUUAUAAGGUAACUUUGAAAACUAUAUGAUUCACAUUAUCUUAAUACGUGUGUGUGUGUGUGUGUGUGUGUGUGUGUGUGUGUGUGUGUGUGUGUGUGUGUGUGUGUGUGUGUGUGUGUGUGUGU
Molecule: messenger RNA, 3888 nt
Organism: Penaeus chinensis
Lineage: Eukaryota; Metazoa; Arthropoda; Malacostraca; Decapoda; Penaeidae
Product: receptor-type tyrosine-protein phosphatase F-like
Exons: 23
Coding region: 186-3146 (986 amino acids)
Biological process (GO): protein dephosphorylation
Molecular function (GO): protein binding; protein tyrosine phosphatase activity
Source: RefSeq, a predicted model, not a curated record